GUUCUUCCAUAGUUUAUAGUACGCUAAAACAGUAUGGCAGCCGAGUAGUCUGUCGGCUGUAAAGGAGUAUUUGCCAAUAUCAGCUAACGUUAGAGUGUCAAGAACGGUUUACAUUUCAUUUCGCACGUUUCUUCGACAGCAAGACGAUGCCGACGCUGCCAACUUUAUCCACCAAAACCAUUAUUGGAGCUACAGCUGGAGCUGUUGGUGCCGUUGCAUUGACCCCGCUGGCCCUCAGUAUGGCCGGGUUCACCGCUGCUGGCAUCACAGCAGGUUCUACGGCAGCUGGUAUGAUGUCCACAGCAGCUGUAGCUAAUGGAGGUGGUGUGGCUGCUGGAAGUGUAGUCGCUCUCCUCCAGUCAGCAGGUGCUGCUGGUUUAUCCUCCGCAGCAACAGCUGGUGUGGCAUCUGUAGGUGGCGCUGCAGGAGGGCUUUUAGGUGGAGCUGUUAAUUGGUGGAGAGGAAAAUGAAUACAUGUACUCAUUUAGGAGCAGAAGUCUUUUGUGUUCAAUAGAAACAAUAAUAAACUCUUAAAGUUUAAAAACAA
Molecule: messenger RNA, 547 nt
Organism: Danio rerio (zebrafish)
Lineage: Eukaryota; Metazoa; Chordata; Actinopteri; Cypriniformes; Danionidae
Gene: ifi27.8
Product: interferon alpha inducible protein 27.8
Cellular component (GO): membrane
Source: RefSeq, marked validated